AUGGACUGUCAUUGCCUCCUCCAAACCAACGUGAAACACUCCGCCAGAGCACAGGAUCUGUUAAACCAGGCGAUGGUGGAGUGGAACAUUGAGGUGGCGAUCGUGGUCGAGCCCUAUGCCGUCCCCCCUGCCGAUAGCAGGUGGCGGGGUGACACGGCGGGGCUGGUCGCGAUCGUCAGUAAGGGAAGAAGCGCUGCCUCCUCUCUCGUCCCUGUAGCUAGGGGCGAGGGGUAUGUCGCCUGCCGAUGGGGGGAUUGGGCGGUCGUGGGGGUGUAUAUCUCCCCCAACAUCUCGCACGGAGACUUUGAAGACAAAAUCGAGGAGAUCGAUGGGGUCGUCCGCCGCCUGCAUCCAGACUGGUUGCUGGUGGCGGGCGAUUUCAACGCAAAGUCCGCUGACUGGGGUUGCCCAGUCACGGACACCAGGGGCGAGAUGUUGGAGAACUGGGCUGCCGCACUGGACCUCCAUAUCAUCAACAGGGGAUCGGUGCCUACUUGUGUGGCGGCCCGGGGGAGCUCCAUCGUGGACAUAACGAUGGGCUCCCCUGAGGCGCACGGCAAAAUUACUGAAUGGACGGUCUCGGAUGAGGAGACCUUGUAUGAUCAUCGGUAUAUAGUGAUGGAUGUCUCCUAA
Messenger RNA from Solenopsis invicta (red fire ant), 633 nucleotides. RefSeq lists its product as uncharacterized. The transcript has a single exon. Gene Ontology annotation, molecular function: catalytic activity. NCBI's taxonomy places the organism in Eukaryota, Metazoa, Arthropoda, Insecta, Hymenoptera, Formicidae. The record is from RefSeq and is a predicted model, not a curated record. The coding region runs from base 1 to 633 and encodes 210 amino acids.